AGUCGUGGUUGGUAGAAAUGGAUAAGAUGGGCUGGAUCAUUCUUUAAUCCGACAAACAAAGGGGUCCGGGUCCGGGUUGCGUUUGGGUUCUUUACUUUUCCACUUGAAGACUAUACAAGUAAUUCCAUUUCCCUUGCAAAAGAUCAGAUCCUAAACCCAAAUCAACAAAAUCCAGUUAUUGCAGAUCUGCUUCUGAGAUCAUCCGAUUUCUGUAACGAUGGUGAAGGAUAGGAAGGUUGGCGUAGCCAUGGAUUUUUCAAACAGCAGCAAAGUUGCUUUGAAAUGGGCAAUCGAUAACUUAGCUGAUAACGGCGAUACCUUCUUCAUCAUCCAUGUCAAAACUCAUCCCCCCAGCGAUGAAUCACGAAAUCAACUCUGGGCCACUACUGGUUCUCCCUUGAUUCCGUUGGUGGAGUUUCGUGAGCCGGAAGUGAUGACGAAAUACGAUGUGAAGAUGGAUAUGGAAGUUCUGGAUAUGCUCGAUACCGCAGCUAGACAAAAAGAGAUACAUGUGGUGGCGAAAUUGUUUUGGGGAGAUGCAAGAGAGAAACUGGUGGAAGCCAUUGAUGAUCUGAAAUUGGAUUCUUUGGUUAUGGGUAGCAGAGGACUCAGCACCAUCCAGAGGUACCCUUCCUCUUACUUUCAUGUGUUGUUUGUCGGUUGUCGGAUGAUUUGUUACGAGAUGAUUGUGGUUUAUAUGGUAUAG
Messenger RNA from Cynara cardunculus var. scolymus (artichoke), 706 nucleotides. RefSeq names its product universal stress protein PHOS32-like. The record is from RefSeq and is a predicted model, not a curated record. The transcript is spliced from 3 exons. NCBI's taxonomy places the organism in Eukaryota, Viridiplantae, Streptophyta, Magnoliopsida, Asterales, Asteraceae. Bases 218 to 706 code for a protein of 162 amino acids.